AUGGAUCCGGACGCAGCCCCUUCUGAAUUUCAGAGCUCGAAGUUGCCGCCGGCAGAGCAGGAGAGGUUUUUCCCCCGAUCAUUCCCUUGGCAAGACGCUGGAGUCGUGAUGCAGAUGUUGCCGCUGUUGCCCUUGCGGCGCGAUGCCGCGCCGGAACUCGAUGCCGCGCCGGAACUCGAUGCCGAGGAGCCACGCUCAGAGUGCUUGGCACUUCAGCCGAUGCCGACUGAGCCGAAUGAAGGUGUCUCCAACAUCGAGGAGGAAAAAGGCCACGAGCUGAAGCUAUUGCAGAUUCACAAAGGCGUCAAAGAGAAGGCGUGCGUUGAUCCCGGCCGGCCCUUUGCAGUGAUGUGUGGCGUGCCCCUCCUCAUCAGGGCAUUUGGCUGGACGCUGUGCGAGAAGCGUUCCGCGGCGGAGCUGUUUCGGGACUUCCCGGAGCACCUGGCGGCGGCACAGCUGCGGCGCACCCCGAAGGUGCUGAAGUGGCAGCUCCAGGCGCUGGGCUUCAAGAAGCUGUUCCCGGAUGAGAGCUCCCAGAACUCCUUCUGGUGUGCUCCUGACUUGGAGUGCCUUGCGGCGCUGCAUUGCAGCCGGCUUUUGGCGGAUUUGGCGUGCAGCGUGCCCUGCUGGGUGCUGCUGGAUACCCGCAGCAUAGCGGACCUGGAGAGGUGUUGCUCUUUGAUCGAGACUGGGGACACGGUGCAGGUGGCGCAGGUCAUGGACGAAGAGGGCUUUCACGAGGUCCCGGUGCCGGUGUCGCCGGAGAGCUACGGAGGCUUCCGGGUCAAGGCGACCAAGAAGAAAUGCAGCAUGAGCCACCAGCCUGCCAUGAAGUACGUCUUCGAGGGAAGGAAACCCAUUUGGCUGCCGGUCUCUGCAAAGAUGGGGGACCUCAAGACCGGCAUCAAGCAAGUGUGGGUUGGCAAGUGGAGUGACUCGCCCAUACAGUGA
Effrenium voratum is the source of this 951-nucleotide messenger RNA. The record is from the annotation of a GenBank genome assembly. Lineage: Eukaryota; Dinophyceae; Suessiales; Symbiodiniaceae.